Messenger RNA from Sugiyamaella lignohabitans, 930 nucleotides. RefSeq names its product glycerol 2-dehydrogenase (NADP(+)) GCY1 (gene GCY1). Gene Ontology annotation, cellular component: cytosol. NCBI's taxonomy places the organism in Eukaryota, Fungi, Ascomycota, Dipodascomycetes, Dipodascales, Trichomonascaceae. The transcript has a single exon. Gene Ontology annotation, molecular function: aldose reductase (NADPH) activity. The record is from RefSeq and is a predicted model, not a curated record. The coding region runs from base 1 to 930 and encodes 309 amino acids.
AUGACUCUUCCCACUCACUUCACUUUGAACAGCGGUUACAAAAUCCCAGCUAUUGGUCUUGGUACUUGGCAAUCCAAGCCUAACGAGGUUGCUAAUGCUGUUGAGGUUGCCUUGAAAAAUAAGUACAGACACAUUGACGGUGCUGCUAUCUAUCAAAACGAGAAUGAAGUCGGUGAUGGAAUCCGUGCUUCUGGUGUUCCUCGUGAAGAGAUCUUUGUCACCUCUAAGCUUUGGAACAAUAGCCAUCGUGGAGAUGAGGUUGAGAAGGCUCUUGACAAGACUUUGGCUGAUUUGCGCCUUGACUAUGUCGACCUUUACCUUAUCCACUGGCCUGCUCACUUCGCCCCCAACAAGGGCUUUUUCCCUAAGGACGACAAUGGAAAGGUUAUCCUCGACCAAGUCCCAAUUGCUGAGACCUGGAAGGCCAUGGAGGCCUUAGUCAAGAAGGGUAAGACUAAGAGCAUUGGUGUUUCCAACUUCACCAUUGCUCAAAUUGAAGAGUUGUUGAAGACAGCUGAGAUCCCUCCUGCUGUCAACCAAAUCGAAGCUCACCCCGAGCUUCAACAACCCAAGCUUUUGGAGUACCUCAAGAGUAAGAACAUUCUUGCUGUUGCUUACAGUCCUCUUGGUAACAAUAUCUAUGGUAAGCCUCGUGUUUUGGAUCACGACAAGGUUCAAGCUAUUGCCAAGAAGCUCAACAAGGAGCCUGCCAAUGUCCUCAUUUCUUGGGCCAUCCAAAGAGGAACUGCUGUUCUACCUAAGAGUAUUACUGCCAGUAGAAUCAUUGCCAACUACGAGGUCUUUGAGCUUUCUAAGGAAGAUUUCGAUGAAUUAAACUCACUUGAGAAGCAUGGUCGUUUGAACGAUCCUGUUGAGUGGGGUGUCGAUAUUUUCGGUGAGCAUGAGGGUGCUGGUCUCGUUCAAUGCUAG